Messenger RNA from Salvelinus namaycush (lake trout), 1228 nucleotides. Its product is annotated as POU domain, class 4, transcription factor 1-like. Gene Ontology annotation, molecular function: DNA-binding transcription factor activity, RNA polymerase II-specific; RNA polymerase II cis-regulatory region sequence-specific DNA binding. The record is from RefSeq and is a predicted model, not a curated record. NCBI's taxonomy places the organism in Eukaryota, Metazoa, Chordata, Actinopteri, Salmoniformes, Salmonidae. Gene Ontology annotation, biological process: regulation of transcription by RNA polymerase II. The coding region runs from base 1 to 1095 and encodes 364 amino acids. The transcript has 2 exons.
AUGAUGUCAAUGAAUAGCAAACAGCCACACUUCGCCAUGCAUCCGAGCAUACCUGAACACAAAUACACCACUCUGCAUUCCAGCUCGGAAGCAAUAAGGAGAGCCUGUCUGCAAGCUCCACAGCUGCAGAGUAACAUAUUCGCCAGCCUGGAUGAGACUCUCCUGGCCCGCGCCGAAGCUCUGGCUGCCGUGGACAUCGCAGUGUCCCAGGGCAAGACGCACCCUUUCAAGCCGGACGCCACCUACCACACCAUGAACAGCGUGCCAUGCUCUUCCAACACCACGGUGCCACUGGCCCACCACCACCACCAUCACCACCACCACCACCACCCCAACAUGGAACCCCCGGACCUCAUGGACCACAUCAACUCCCCGUCCUUAGCUCUCAUGUCCAGCCACGACGGCUCCGGGGGCGGGGGUGGAGGAGGUGGUGGCGGGCUGAUCUCCACCUCUGCUCACCCUCACUCACACAUGCAUGGCUUGAGCCACCUCUCGCACCAGGCCGCCAUGAACAUGAAUUCCCCUCUCACCCACCACGGUCUUUUACCUGGACACCAUGGAGGGGGUCAGUGCGGGCCAGGACUCAAUAACAACGGCCUUUCCUCUAUCAAUGACUCGGACACGGAUCCCAGGGAGCUAGAGGCAUUCGCGGAGCGCUUCAAGCAGAGGCGGAUCAAGCUGGGGGUGACCCAGGCGGACGUUGGCAAUGCGCUGGUUAACCUGAAGAUACCCGGCGUGGGAUCGCUAAGCCAAAGCACCAUUUGUCGGUUCGAAUCGUUGACUCUGUCCCAUAACAACAUGAUAGCGCUUAAACCCAUCCUUCAGGCGUGGCUCGAGGAGGCCGAGGGUGCGCAGAGAGAGAAACUCAACAAACCUGACAUUUAUUGCGGAGGGGAAAAGAAACGGAAGAGAACGUCGAUAGCGGCACCGGAAAAGAGGUCUUUGGAGGCUUACUUCGCCGUACAACCUCGCCCGUCGUCCGAGAAGAUAGCCGCUAUCGCUGAAAAGUUGGACCUGAAAAAGAACGUGGUUCGAGUAUGGUUUUGCAACCAAAGACAGAAACAAAAACGGUUAAAAUUCUCCGCUUGCCACUGACUAUAGGCUAUUGAUGCGUUUCAAAAAAACAAGAGAAAUGUUAUUAAGACUGAAUUUGGGGACCAAGGUCUUCUUUUGUCGCCAACGGUUUUACAAACUUGGGUGCAAAAAAAAACAAUGACCAAUUAGAUAC